Monopterus albus (swamp eel) is the source of this 2722-nucleotide messenger RNA. Its product is annotated as mucolipin-3-like. Bases 475 to 2625 code for a protein of 716 amino acids. The record is from RefSeq and is a predicted model, not a curated record. Gene Ontology annotation, molecular function: NAADP-sensitive calcium-release channel activity. Gene Ontology annotation, cellular component: plasma membrane; lysosomal membrane. Lineage: Eukaryota; Metazoa; Chordata; Actinopteri; Synbranchiformes; Synbranchidae. Gene Ontology annotation, biological process: regulation of apoptotic process. The transcript is spliced from 15 exons.
CAUAUCAGGAUAACUGUAUGAAGGUUCAACAGCUCCACCCAGUGGACGUUAUCGGAACAGCACUUUUACCUGUGUCGACAACGUAUCACUGUUGAUAUCUAUGCGAGAGUAGUUGGACAACUGUAAACUAAUCUGUUAUCGCGACAGAAGUGUCGCUAUGUAAUAUACACUUUUUGUUUACAGAUACGUAUAGCUAGAUAAGUUAAUUAUUAGUGGGAAACUGACGACUCUACCGCCUCUACUUCUCUCUCGUGUCGACGUAAACCUCGCCACAAUCAGGAAGUCCGGGGAUUUUGUUUUCGGUUUGUGAAACUUAAAUGGUCAGAGAUACACCAUCUGUUAACGACUGAUAAUGAAGACCCACGUUGAUUAACACUUAAAGUAAAUUUAUGUAUAUAGUGUAUUUCAUUAUAGCAACAUUAAUAACUUAUUUUAACCGUGAUUCGUUGGAUUUUGACUUUGCGAGUGUGAGGGAUGGAUGUUCCUCAUCUCACUGAAGAUGAAAUGGCAGAGAUUAAAAAAGACGUGCUGACUAGAAUGCGUCACUAUCUCUGUAACACAAUCCGAGCCGAACGUCACCUCGACUACCUGAGAUCUCGCAGGAUCCUGACACGGGACGAUGCAGAGGAGAUCAGCUGCAGGACCACACAGACAAAGAGGGCUGCUAUGUUGUUGGACAUCCUGGCUGAGAACCCCCGCGGCCUGGAUGUUUUGAUUGACUCCAUAAGGGAGAUGCGCUCACAAAACUUUAUCAUCACCAAGAUCACAGACGAGGUGCAAAAGGCCAAAAAUGAGAAGAUCGAGUCCCUCAGAGUAGGAGCUGCCAGUUCUUCAUCUGAAAGCAACCAAAGCUCUCCAAGCUCAACCAUCGACCUCCCCACGGCAUUUUCAAAUAACUCCACCCUGCUCUUCCAUCCAGACGGAGAACGAAGCCCUUCCACUUCAGACAUAGCAGGCUCACUCAAUCUGCCAUCAUUACAGAAAGGUGGCGACUCGCCUUCCACAGCUGGUGUUAGCUUCUCCACAGCUUCCUCCAGCCUCCCAAGGCCUGGAGAACCAGGAGCUCCUCCGCUGCCAGAUGAGAUGAUGAUGGAAGACUUCAGGCGGAGGCUCAAGUACUUCUUUAUGAACCCCUGUGAGAAAUACAAAGCCAGGGGGCGCAAACCAUGGAAACUGAUGUUGCAAAUAUUAAAAAUUGCAAUCAUCACAACCCAGUUAAUGUCUUUUGGCCUGAGCAAUGAAAUGAUGGUCACCUUCAAAGAAGAAAACCUGAUGACAUUCAGACAGCUAUUUCUCAAAGGACACACAGCCCGCCACCUGGGAAGCUAUGCACUGUACACAAAAACAGAUGUGUAUGAUCACAUCUACUACGUUAUCAACAGGUACAUCAAUCUCCAAAACCUGACUGUUGGUAAUCUUGCAUUUGAGAGGGUUAAUGGAGAGCGCAUUCCGCUGCUGGUCUGUCAAGAGUUUUACAGAAACAGCAGCAUUUAUCCUGGAAACGAGACCUUUGGCAUUGAUCCACAUAUUGAAAAAGAUUGUAUUUCCAUAUACCCAGUGCAGUCCCUUAACAACAGCAGUUUGGUGACACACAUAAACUUCUCCAUAGAUUUCCAAAGGCUGCUAUCAGUGAACAUCUACCUUAAUCUGAAAACCAUCAAUCUGCAGACUGUGAGGCGCCACGAGCUACCAGACUGUUACAACUUCCAUAUAAUGAUCAUGUUUGACAAUCGUGCACACAGUGGAAGAAUGAAGGUUUAUGUCAGCAAUGAUGUUACAUUCUAUGAAUGCAGAGACUGGAACAUGGAAGGCACUUCUGGAAAGAUCAACUACCCGCUCUUGUUGUUUGAUUCUGUCGUCAUCCUCGCCUGUUUCACCUCUCUCAUCCUCUGCACACGAUCUGUCAUCAAUGGCAUCCUACUCCAGUUUGAGUUUAACACAUUCUUCCACACCUACUACUAUAAAAGAGUAACGUGGUCAGACCGCAUGGAGUUUGUGAAUGGCUGGUAUAUCCUUAUCAUUGUCAGUGACAUGUUGACCGUUGUUGGGUCAGCACUCAAAAUUGGAAUACAAACAAAGUUCCUGACAAACUAUGAUGUCUGUAGUAUUUUGCUAGGAACAGCCACAAUGCUCGUCUGGGUUGGUGUGAUUCGUUACCUUGGUUUCUUCAAGAAAUACAAUAUUCUAAUUUUAACCCUGAGGGCAGCGUUCCCAAAUGUGGUUCGAUUCUGCUGCUGUGCAGCCAUGAUCUAUCUCGGCUACUGCUUCUGUGGUUGGAUUGUGCUCGGGCCAUACCAUGACAAAUUCCGAACAUUUGACAAGGUGACAGAGUGCCUCUUCUCUCUCAUCAACGGAGACGACAUGUUCGCCACCUUCCUGAAGGUGAAGGGCAAGAGCAACAUGGUGUGGUUGUUCAGCAGACUCUACCUCUACUCCUUCAUCUCCCUCUUCAUCUACAUGGUGCUCAGCUUGUUCAUUGUUCUCAUUACUGACACCUAUGAGACCAUCAAGCAAGAUAAGAUGCCAGUGUCCCAGCUUCAGGCCUUUAUAGCCAAGUGCAGGGACCAGCCUGAGUCUGGAAGAUACCAGAUUGAGGAAGAUUCAGUGUCCUGCUGCUUUGGAUGACGUGGAUGGGUGGGCCAAGAGUUGGCAUCUUUCUCAAUUGGAAGUUUUUACAUAAUUCAUUUUAUUGCCAUGUAUUCUAUAUGUAAAUAAAUUAAUA